This is a messenger RNA of Suillus discolor, 1506 nucleotides long. Its product is annotated as P-loop containing nucleoside triphosphate hydrolase protein. Lineage: Eukaryota; Fungi; Basidiomycota; Agaricomycetes; Boletales; Suillaceae. The transcript has 4 exons. Gene Ontology annotation, molecular function: GTP binding. The coding region runs from base 1 to 1506 and encodes 501 amino acids. The record is from RefSeq and is a predicted model, not a curated record.
AUGGCGCUGGCGUACUUCAACACACCGUAUUCUAACAGACCAUCGUCCCCCUCCCGCACAUCCGAUCACAGUGCAGUUCCCUGCAAAUACCUUGGACUCGAGGAAGCUUCACGUCGCAAAGACACUUGCAAUGUUGUCAUUUUUGGACAAACAGGCGCUGGUAAAACUUCUUUGGUCAACUUGAUUACUAAGACGCAGGCGCCGGUAUCAGCAUCAUGUACAACGAAUCCAACCGUGUACGAGCAUGAUGUUGUGGCUCACAAUAGGAUCAUGAAGGUACAGCUGUUUGACACAGCCGGUCUUGAUGAGGACUCUGAGGGAACGGACAAGCAAGCCCAGACGGGCCUGAAGAAGCUCCUUAGAACUCUUAUGACGAAAGGGGGCAUUCAUCUUCUCGUAUACUGUGUGCAGGGCACAAACGACGCCUCGGCACUCCAGCGCAAUUACAAGUUAAUGGACUCCGAAGUGAAGGAAAGAGUCCCUGUCGUCCUUGUCGUUACAGGUCUGGAAAACCGAGAACCAGACAUGGAAGAGUGGUGGAGGAGUAACGAGAGAUCCAUCUCAGACCUCGGGAUGAAGUUUGCUGGCCACGCGUGUAUUACCGCAUUGACCAUCAAUGAAGGUGUUAUAGACAAGGUCAAGCAGCGCCGCGAACAGUCAUACCACACCGUCUGCGACCUUGUCGGACAGUGUUAUUCACAUGAUGGGACGGGGGUGCCUAAUAUGCAUCCUGCAAGGAGGACUAAAAACAUCGUACUCUUUGGGGAGGCGGGUGCAGGCAAAAGCUCGGUCGUCAACCUCAUGGCAGGAACAGAGGUAGCAAAGACAUCUCUUGGCAUACAACGCUGCACGCUCGAUUGGCAAGACUAUGUCAUCGGCUUCGAUGAGGAGUCUUAUAAGGUGUUCGAUACCAUGGGCAUCGAGGAAUCGGGACUUGAAAAGAAAGAGUACCUCGCGGCAGUCGCAAACGCUUAUAGGUUCAUCAAGACGUUGGAUGCGGAAGGCGGUGUUGACCUGCUUCUGUUCUGCGUUCGCGCCGGCCGAUUCACCGCUGCGCUUCAGAGCAAUUACAGAUUCUUUCAUGAAUUCCUCUGUGACAAAAAGGUUCCUAUUGUUCUCGCAAUUACGAAUCUCGAAAGAGAGCAGAGGAUGGAGGACUGGUGGGAGCGAGAACAUGGCAUCUUCGCUCGAUAUCAAAUUCACGUUGCUGACCAUGCGUGCAUAACCGCUGCUAACGGAUUGGAAGGCACACACCAACAAUUUUAUGAAGAAUCGCGUGUCGCGAUGCGCAACCUUAUCAAGCGGAAUAUCGCUAGCAAGCACAAUGAUGUAUGGACAGGAGGGAACAAAGUGUUCGUGGCGUUAAUGCAUGCGCUGAAGAUUUUUGGAAAGAAUCGGUAUAUCAGAAAGAACGCCCUUAUCGGACAACUGAAGCGUUGUGGCAUGUCCCCACAAACCGCGAGACAACUGGCCGAUGUGAUUGAGCAAGGGGAGGUGACUACUUGA